AUGGUGAUGCGAGUGAUCAUUUUCGACAUGUUCGGGAAUAUUCUGCAGAAGUUUAGCUGCUCUCGCUACCUCGAAUUUCCGAAUGGAGUGUGUACGAAUGAUAAGAACGAGAUCCUCAUUUCUGAUAAUCGUGCUCAUUGCAUCAAGGUAUUUUCCUAUGAGGGACAGUUCCUCCGUCAAGUUGGCGGCGAAGGGAUCACCAACUAUCCGAUUGGUGUGGCCAUCAAUGCGAUGGGUGACGUUGUUGUGGCGGAUAACCAUAACAAUUUCAAUCUCACUGUGUUUUCACAGGAUGGCGCUAUGACUGGUGCUUUGGAACGGCGUUGGUGCACGAAAGCAGCGUUGUUUUGGCAUCAAAAGACUAUCGCCUCUAUCUGUAUCGUUUCCAACGCAGUGCUGGUGGUAAUCAGCAGUAGAACUAUCUCAUGGUUCACCAUCAUUUGA
This is a messenger RNA of Cooperia oncophora, 444 nucleotides long. The record is from the annotation of a GenBank genome assembly. NCBI's taxonomy places the organism in Eukaryota, Metazoa, Nematoda, Chromadorea, Rhabditida, Trichostrongylidae.